UCAGGACCAUUUUUCCAGUGACAGAUCUAUAGAUCUAGCAGUAUUGUCUAUGGUCUAUGAUUAUGAAUAAUAUCAGUGUUAUUCAUGCACUCCUGGGUAAGGCUCUGGCACACCCCCAAAAUAAACUCCUGCUGCUAGUAAAGAGACAGUACAGCAAGAGCCAGAGCAAUGGCAACACAUCAAAAGGAAUUGGUUAUUCAAUGUGUGGAGCUAAAAGAAAAAUACCUGAAUAAAGGGAAUCGAUUUGCAAUGUGCAAAGUCAUAGGAGGAUACACACAAUGUAAAAUUGAUGUUCGAACUGUGCCUGCUGGUGUUCGUUUUGAAGUUAUUGGGCCCAAGAGUGGUGUCAAUAAAGCACUGAGAAACAUACAGCAACAUUUCUACAAGCCUGGUGACAAAAAUGCCAAAGCUCAUAGUUCAAGAAAAGGCUUACGAUCUAUGAAGAAGGAAGAUCAGAUUAAAAUUCUUGAAGGUGGUGUUGAUCCUAGACAACCCCUCUUAACAGAGGCUGUUCUCAGACAGCAUAACAUGCUUAAUGAAGUGUCUGAACUUAGGGAAUUCGCUUGUCUCCGUUGUAAUCAUUUUUGGUGGAGAAAAGUCUUCACCACAAAACGGGUAUCUACGUGCAAAGACUGUUGGGUAAAAUACGAUGCCCUCCCUCGAGACAAAGAGUUUGGUCGCGGUCGCUAUAUUUGCCAGAAUAAAAAUUGCAACCGCAUAUUCUUUCGAUUUUGUCAUGCUACCUUGGCUUGUAAAUGCAAAAAAUGCUAUGAGAUGGUUCAUCAUCCACAUAUUCAUCCCAGGUUUCGUAAAACACAUAAGAUACGCAAACCCGUAGAUCCUGAGACUAAACUAUUUGACCCAUGGCCAACUGAAGAAGAAUCUCCUCAGAAUGUAGCUACUCUUGAUGAUGUUUCCCCGUAUGAACGUAAAAAGAGAAAGUGUAUUUUUAACCCAAGUACCGCGCAUGUUUCAACAGGAUCAACCGAAAGGACAUUCCUGACCCAAGCAGGCAGUUCAGACUUCGGUGAUGACGAAUCAACAGUUGCCAGUAGUGAUGAUGAUUCACACUACUCCAGCAGUGACAAUGGAACUGACUCUGACUCUACGCUUGAUCAAUCUGAUGACGACUUUGUACGAGAAGGCUCACUGACAACAAUGCACUCUUCAGAUUCAGAUCUUGAUAGUGAUGACGCUACAAGCUCCAAUCAUCCAACUCGAAAACGUGAAUUGAGAACGCAUUCUUGUGAUGAUUCUUCUGAGAAUGAUGACAAAACGCCUGAGCCCUCUGAGACUGGGUCCGCCGGUUCUGAGAAGCUCUCCUCUCAAGUGUCUACCAUCCACGACUCGGGCAUCGGUACUGCUAGUAACAUCGACACAGUGAGCACUGCUGACAGUGCAAAGAACACUGCUGCUAUUGUUCACACAACUUCUCAUGAUUGGGAGCGUUCUUCAACGAUUAAGCAUGAUUACCUUCCAGUUAGGUUCUCGCGGAGGGAAUUCCAAAAAAGUGUCGAUCAUCAUGGAGCUGAUAUCAUCGGUGAAGGAAUUCAUGUCACCAUCCCUCCCAAUGCAAUCCACCAAGGUGAUGAGGUCUCUGUGACAGUUCAAGCAUGUCUAGAUCUAGAGGGUCCGUUCGAAUUUCCCUCUGAUUAUGAGCCCAUCAGCCCUGUCUACUUGCUCCAUCCACCGCAUAUAUUUAAAUCCUACGUUGAGCUUAAGAUUAAGGUCUUUGCUGAUAUCAAGAACAGUGACGAGAUUAUCUUUCUUACAAGCCGAGAUAAGCCUUCGGUUCGGAAAAAGCAAAACGUAUGGAUUUUCAUGGAAGAAGUUGAUGUGUUUGCUAAACCAUAUUAUUCUGAUGGCUGUCCGGCGGUGUCAGUAUCAGUGCGGCACUUUUGCUUUGGACUGUUGGCAAGACGCAAAACGAAAAGGCGAAAAGAUCUGUAUGUUGUCUGCCUGUACUUUCUGUUGCCUUCUUGCCUUGCCUUCUUUACAGCUUCAUUGGACAGUGAUGUGUACAUGCACGACUUUGAAGACUAUCUACGUAAAAAGUUCAAAGAAGAUAGUUAUCAUGGCGAGCCACGUCAUAUUCGGCUGUCUGCUAACAAAAUUGAGCUUUUGUUACCCACAAACACUGAAGUAGAGGUUGUACUCCAUUCGUCUCCUUGCAUUAUUAAACAAGAGCUUUUAGACCUGCCAAAGAGGAAAAAGCGUGGUUUCUAUCCUCCACGAAUCGCUAUGUCCAUCCACGGAACCUCAGAACAGCAUCAAGUGUGCACAUUUGGGGUAAUAGGAACAGAGGAAAAAAUCGAGUUCAAUAUUAAAGUUCCCCCAUCCAGACCUCCCUCUUUGUCCACACACUCAUCCCGAAGUGAAGCUAGUGAUGGUCCUACGUAUCAGUCUAUAGUUGACCAUGUGGGUGUUUCUGAAGCAGUGUUGAAAACACAAUGCUCAAGUGAACACCUCAAAAGGAUUGCUGUAUUGGUUCCGAAUUGGCGGGAGUUGGCAAUAAAUUUGGGAGUUCAAAAAGGAUAUAUUAUGGACAUUAACAGCGAUCAACAGCUUACUGGUCCCGUUAUGAAAGCACACAGUGUUUUGGACCAAUGGCACCGUGCCAACGGGUUCAUGGCAUCGUACAAAAUAUUAAUAGGAGCUUUACAAGGUGAUGCAGUUCUGGCAGAAAGAGUUUGCAGGAUUGCUAAAGAAUUGGAGGCAGAAUUGGAGGUAGAGUAAAGUGUAUCCAGAAUUGGAGUCGAUUAGAUGAUUUAUGGAACUGAACAACUCUACCCUUGUGUAUUUAGUUUUUUUGUGUAUGUGUGUGUGUGUAAUUUCUACAAAGUACACCCCUUUCUGUA
Messenger RNA from Halichondria panicea, 2858 nucleotides. RefSeq lists its product as uncharacterized. Gene Ontology annotation, molecular function: ribosome binding; sequence-specific mRNA binding; protein binding. Gene Ontology annotation, biological process: signal transduction; innate immune response; viral translational frameshifting. The coding region runs from base 169 to 2736 and encodes 855 amino acids. NCBI's taxonomy places the organism in Eukaryota, Metazoa, Porifera, Demospongiae, Suberitida, Halichondriidae. The transcript has 9 exons. The record is from RefSeq and is a predicted model, not a curated record.